Synchytrium microbalum is the source of this 696-nucleotide messenger RNA. Its product is annotated as adenylate kinase. The record is from RefSeq and is a predicted model, not a curated record. The coding region runs from base 1 to 696 and encodes 231 amino acids. Lineage: Eukaryota; Fungi; Chytridiomycota; Chytridiomycetes; Synchytriales; Synchytriaceae. Gene Ontology annotation, molecular function: ATP binding; AMP kinase activity. Gene Ontology annotation, biological process: ADP biosynthetic process. The transcript has 4 exons. Gene Ontology annotation, cellular component: cytoplasm; mitochondrion.
AUGGCUCCAUCACAAGUUACACCCCCAGCGGGACCCAAACACUUGCGAAUGAUCAUAAUGGGUCCUCCAGGUGCUGGCAAAGGAACCCAAGCUCCUCGAAUCAAGGAAAAGUAUUCAGUAUGCCAUCUAGCUACUGGGGAUAUGUUACGUGCUGCUGUCGCGGCUGGUACUGACGUUGGAAAAGAAGCCAAAAAAAUUAUGGACGCAGGUGGUCUCGUCACCGACGAAAUCGUCGUAAACCUGAUCAAGGACAAUCUAGACCACAACAAGGAAUGCAAGAAUGGAUUCAUCUUGGAUGGUUUCCCACGAACAGUGGUCCAAGCUGAAAAGCUAGAUCAGAUGCUGGAUGCCAAGAAACAACGUGUAGAUCAUGCUGUAGAAUUGCAAAUUGAUGAUGCAUUGUUGGUUUCGAGAAUUACGGGGAGGUUGGUACAUCCUGGCAGUGGCCGAUCCUACCACAAAGAAUUCAGUCCUCCGAAAGUCGCAGGCCAAGAUGAUUUGACUGGUGAACCACUAGUCCAACGUUCAGACGACACUGCGGAAGCACUAGUCAAACGUUUGGAUGCAUACCAUAAACAGACAACACCUGUAGUAGAUUACUAUCGUCGUAAAGGUGUAUGGCAUGGUGUUGACGCUUCGCAAAAACCAGCUACGGUUUGGGAAAAUCUGCAAGCCAUCUUUGCUGCUUCCAAUUAA